Molecule: messenger RNA, 1287 nt
Organism: Emys orbicularis (European pond turtle)
Lineage: Eukaryota; Metazoa; Chordata; Testudines; Emydidae
Gene: DIPK1A
Product: divergent protein kinase domain 1A
Exons: 5
Coding region: 1-1287 (428 amino acids)
Source: RefSeq, a predicted model, not a curated record
AUGGCGAGGCGGCUCUUCCCGGGGGCCUGGCUCAGGAAACGCUACUACGCUCAGGUUCGCUUCUCAUAUAUGCGAAUGAAGUAUCUCUUCAUCUCUUGGCUAGUAGUAUUUAUUGGCAGCUGGAUUAUAUAUGUUCAGUACUCCACUUACACAGAGCUAUGCAGAGGUCAUGAUUGUAAGAAAAUAAUAUGUGAUAAAUAUAAGACUGGAGUUAUUGAUGGAUCAGCAUGUAGUAGUCUUUGCGCUAAAGAAACUCUGUAUUUUGGAAAAUGUUUGUCAACAAAACCCAAUAACCAGAUGUAUUUAGGAAUCUGGGGUAAUCUACAAGGUGUCAUAAAAUGCCAGAUGGAAGAAACUAUUCAUCUUGAUCUUGGAACUGAACUUGAACCAAGAAAAGAAAUAGUUCUGUUUGAUAAACCAACUAGAGGAACUACUGUUCAGAAAUUCAAAGAAAUGGUAUAUGGUCUUUGUAAACGAAAGUUGGGUGAACAGGGAAAUCUUUCUGAACUGGUUAAUCUCAUCCUGUCAGUUGCUGAUGGAAACAAAGAUGGUCGAGUUUCCUUACCAGAAGCAAAGUCAGCAUGGGCUCUUCUGCAACUAAAUGAGUUUCUGCUUAUGGUGAUCCUCCAGGAUAAAGAACACACUCCAAAAUUGAUGGGGUUUUGUGGAGAUCUCUAUGUGAUGGAAAGAGUUGCAUAUACCUCUCUCUAUGGAAUAAGCCUUCCAUGGAUCUUAGAACUUUUCAUUCCCUCUAGUUUCAGAAGAAGCAUGGACCAGUGGUUUACUCCAUCAUGGCCUAGAAAGGCAAAAAUAGCUAUAGGGCUUUUAGAAUUUGUGGAAGACAUUUUCCAUGGACCUUAUGGGAAUUUUCUUAUGUGUGAUACCAGUGCCAAAAACUUGGGUUAUAAUGAUAAAUAUGACUUGAAAAUGGUGGACAUGAGAAAAAUUGUGCCAGAAAUUAAUUUGAAGGAAUUACUUAAAGAUCGUCACUGUGAGUCUGACUUGGACUGUGUUUAUGGUACAGACUGUAGAACUCUAUGCGACCAAAGUAAAAUGAAAUGUACCACAGAAAUAAUUCAGCCCAACUUGGCAAAAGUAUGCCAGUUACUAAAAGACUAUCUGCUUCGCGGUGCUCCGUCAGAAAUACGCGAAGAGUUAGAGAAACAACUGUAUUCUUGUAUUGCCCUUAAAGUCACAGCAAACCAGAUGGAAAUGGAGCAUUCUUUAAUACUAAACAACUUAAAAACUUUAUUGUGGAAGAAAAUAUCCCAUACAAAUGAUUCUUAG